AUGCGGCACCCCGCUGGGGAGCCCCGCGCCUGGCACGGCGGCCCCGCGAGAAGGACCUCGCGAGGCCCUGCCGAGGAACUCAGCGCCGCGAAGCGGGCGGCCGUCGCGAGGUUCGCGGGCUCCGUGGACUUCGCGCGGACGGCGCCGUCGUGGCGCGAGGGCCUGCGAGAUUUCAUCUCGGCGCCCCUGGGCCAGGGCCCGAAGGGGGCCAGCGGCCCAGCGGGCGCGGUGGCUGAGCCAGGCGCGGAGCUGGCGAGCCCGGAGCUCCUGCAGCAGCGCGCCGUCCACUGGGUGUCACAGAGCAUGCGGCUAAUGCAGGACCUCGGUUGCGGGCUAGCCAGCGUCCCGCCCCCGACGGUGAGGGUGGACGAGUCGGAGGCGCGUCCCGCCAUGGCGUGCUAUAGGCACCACGACUACAGCAUCACCUUCGGCUGGAGCGGGCAGCCCUGGAGGGAGGAUGUCGUCCAGCUGGUGUCGGCGCACGAGGCGUGGCACGCGGCGCAGCACCUCCGGUGGGGAGCGCUGCAUGGGGACGGGCAGGCCGCGCACAGGGUCUGCGAGGGCAGCGCGGUGCUGUUCACGGCCUUCUGCGCCUGCUGCCGCGGCUGGGGCCCGGUGCUGCCCGUGCUCCUGGACUACCUCCGCGGCAAGGCCGCCCAGGCCGUCGCCCAGGCUCACGUGGAGGAGGGGGCGUGGACCGCGGAGGGCGCCGCCGCGUUCGCGGCCAGGUUCUCGCUCCGGUGCCCCCUGGGGAGGUGGUCCACGGCGGACGAGGCCCGGGCCUACCUGGAGGGGGCGGCGGUGCUCGCCGACGCCCUCGACCAGGAUGAGCUCAGCCCUGCCGAGCGGCUGGUGGCGCUGCUGGCCUCGCCGCUGACGCAGGCCCAGGGCGGCCAGCUCCUGCACAGAAUCUGCGGCGCCGUGGGCCGCGCCCAGUGGGACCCGCAGGCGCCCGCGUGGCCCACCGACGCCGGGGCGCCCACCGCGAGGGCGCUGCGGCUCCUGCGCGACAUCUUCUGCGUGCGCCGCGGCGGCGCCGCGAGGGCCGGGCCGGCGCCGCUGAGCCUCGCCGCGGGGCAGCAGGCGCGGCUGGGCGGCGGCCACACGGUGGAUCGGAGCGCGGCGGUGCUACAGGGCACGGCGGAGUGCGGCGGCGCGGGGGAGCAGGCCUGCGACCACUGGGUGGCGAAGCGCGGGGGCGCGCAUGGCGCCCGCCGCAGGGUGCAGGUGCAGCUGCCGCGCCUCGCCCCGUGCCGGCGCUGA
Molecule: messenger RNA, 1263 nt
Organism: Prorocentrum cordatum
Lineage: Eukaryota; Dinophyceae; Prorocentrales; Prorocentraceae
Source: the annotation of a GenBank genome assembly